AUGGCCUCCUCCGAUCUUGAGGCCGCCACUGCGCUGAAGGCCCAGGGCAACAAGGCAUUCGCGCAACAUGAAUGGCCCGCCGCCAUCGACUUCUAUACCCAAGCGAUAGAGAAGUACGAUAAGGAGCCUACCUUCUUCAGCAACCGAGCCCAGGCGUACUGGAGACGAGCCCUUGCGAACAGCGCUAUUCUGCAUUACAAGGAAGCACUGAAGGACUUCCGGGCUGUGGUAAAGCGGGACCCUGGGAAUCGCGAUGCGAAACUGAAGCUCGCCGAGUGUGAGAAGCUGGUACGCCGGUUGGAGUUCGAGAAGGCGAUCGAGGUUGCCGACCCUCCUUCGGCUUUUGAGAGCUUGGAUAUCGACUCGAUGGUCGUGGAUGCCAGCUACGAUGGCGUGCGUUUGGAGGGCAAUGAGAUGACCCAGGAGUUCAUCGACGACAUGAUUGAGCGGUUCAAGAACGGCAAGAAGAUUCACCGCAAGUACGUUUUCCAAAUAAUCAAGGCCGUCAAGGAGAUCGUCUACGCCGAGCCUACAAUGGUGGAGGUCGGCGUUCCGGAGGGUACUCGCUUGACGGUCUGCGGUGAUACGCACGGACAAUACUUCGAUCUGCUCGAGAUUUUCCGCUUGAACGGCUACCCUAGCGAGACGAAUGCCUAUCUCUUCAACGGUGACUUCGUGGAUCGUGGCUCAUGGUCUACUGAGAUUGCUCUGCUUCUCUACGCAUACAAAUGGCUGAGACCCAACCGCAUCUUCUUGAACCGCGGUAACCACGAGACGGACGACAUGAACAAGGUGUACGGUUUUGAGGGCGAGUGCAAGGCCAAGUACAACGAGACCACUUUCAAGGUCUUCUCGGAGUCAUUCUCCGCGUUGCCAUUGGCCACGUUGAUCGGAAAUAAGUAUCUUGUCCUUCACGGUGGUCUCUUCUCCGACGACAACACUACCCUCGACGACAUCCGCAAGCUGAACCGUCACAACCAGCGCCAGCCGGGUCAGCAAGGAUUGAUGAUGGAGAUGCUCUGGACAGACCCGCAGACUCAACCGGGUCGUGGCCCCAGCAAGCGUGGUGUCGGCCUCCAGUUUGGACCCGAUGUCACUAAGCGCUUCUGUGAGAAGAACGGGCUGGAGGCGAUUAUCCGUUCGCACGAGGUUCGCAUGGAGGGCUACGAGGUUGAGCACGACGGACGCUGUAUCACGGUCUUCUCGGCGCCCAAGUAUUGCGAUACCACAGAGAACAAGGGUGCUUUCAUCAAGAUUGGGCCCGAGCUCAAGCUUGAGUACCAGGUUUUUGAGGCAGUUCCUCACCCUGACAUCAAGCCGAUGGCCUAUGCACAGAGCUCUCUUAUGUCGAUGAUUUCAUACUAUUCAUAUUGGCUGCGGCGCGGAGGCAUUUCCGACCGCGGCAACCCCGCGAUUCUGCCCGCUCAGUUGCUUCUGCCCCUCCGUCAUUCCUCUCUCUCUUCAGCAGAAUUCUCCCCAAAAUUCCUCCCCUCUCACUAUCUCACAAUGGAAUACGACCCUCAAACCCACGAUUUGCACCGUAGCGUCGGCCAAACAACAGACGAGGAGAAGCGCAAAGAAGGGAAGGAAAUCACCGAGAAGCUAGCAGCUCUCAAGUAUGAGUUGCAGCACAACAGACAAUUGACGCCCCUUCCCGACGAUGGCCAACCUGAUAUCGCAGACUACAACAAAGAACUAGAGGAACGAGGAAAUCCGGUCUGGCAUAAUGUCUCGUGGCUUUAUUCAGAAUGCUACCUCUACAGACGGUUGAGCACGCUUUUCUCACUCUCUAAGCACUGGAAAGGCUAUGAUGUCUUUGCCCGCCAGAAGCUCUCCACCUUCAAGUCAUCCCGCCCGGCGGUUCUCGAGCUGGCCGCCAGAUACAAGGAGUUGGCGACGGAAGCCGAGAAGGGCAACGAGGGUCGCAGCCCCGAGCAGGUCGAGCAGGCCGAGCGGGUGCUGUUCUCGGAGAUGUGCGAGAUCUGCCUCUGGGGCAAUGCCACCGACCUUUCCCUCCUGACCUCCCUGACCUACGAAGACAUCCAGAAGCUGCAGGGAUCCAAGGCGCGCAAGGCCGCUGAGGAGAACAUCCUCGUCAACGAUCUCGAUGCCGCCUUCGACGUGCUCCAGCAGGCCCGGCGCGAGCGGAAGAACCAGGAGCGUCGUGUCGACAUCGUCCUUGACAACUCCGGCUUCGAGCUGUUCGUCGACCUCAUCCUCGCCGGGUACCUCCUCUCUGCCGGCUUGGCCACCACCGUCGUCCUCCACCCGAAAGUGAUCCCCUGGUUCGUGUCCGACGUCACGCCCCCCGACUUCAUGGCCCUCAUCAACGCCCUCUCCGACGCCCAGGGCUUUUUUACAGCCCCCGACGAAUCCGGUCGCAAGCACGACCCGCUGUCCGACAAGGAGUUGUCCGAGGUGACCUUCCUCUUCGACCACUGGAGCCACCUCCACGCCGAAGGCAAGCUCAUCAUUCGUCCGCACACCUUCUGGACCCUUCCCGGCGGAUACUGGCGCAUGCCCUACCUCGCCCAGGAUCUCUACGACGAUCUCAAGCAAAGCGAACUCGUCCUGUUUAAGGGGGAUCUCAACUACCGCAAGUUGACCAACGAUUCUAUCUGGGACCCGACCACCCCCUUCACCACAGCCAUUGGUCCCCUUGGUCGUCCCGACUCCGGUAUCCGCGUCAUGGCUUUCCGCACCUGCAAGGCCGACGUGGUGGUCGGUCUCCCUGCCGGCGUCGACGAGAAGCUUCGCGCCCUGCCUGAUGGUGGGGGCUCCGAGGCCCGCAAGUGGGCCUGGAGCGGGAAGUGGGCGGUCGUCUCAUUUAGUGAUGGCAAGCAAGGCUCGAAAUGA
Messenger RNA from Aspergillus saccharolyticus JOP 1030-1, 2856 nucleotides. Its product is annotated as DUF89-domain-containing protein. Bases 1 to 2856 code for a protein of 951 amino acids. NCBI's taxonomy places the organism in Eukaryota, Fungi, Ascomycota, Eurotiomycetes, Eurotiales, Aspergillaceae. Gene Ontology annotation, cellular component: nucleus; cytosol. Gene Ontology annotation, molecular function: protein binding; protein serine/threonine phosphatase activity. The transcript is spliced from 10 exons. The record is from RefSeq and is a predicted model, not a curated record.